Messenger RNA from Sipha flava (yellow sugarcane aphid), 3727 nucleotides. RefSeq names its product F-box only protein 11 (gene FBXO11). The coding region runs from base 929 to 3691 and encodes 920 amino acids. Gene Ontology annotation, molecular function: zinc ion binding; protein binding. The transcript is spliced from 9 exons. The record is from RefSeq and is a predicted model, not a curated record. NCBI's taxonomy places the organism in Eukaryota, Metazoa, Arthropoda, Insecta, Hemiptera, Aphididae. Gene Ontology annotation, biological process: protein ubiquitination; ubiquitin-dependent protein catabolic process; regulation of apoptotic process.
UGUGCGUGCGCGAGAGAGUUGUGCGGUCGUGCUGGUGCCCGUGCGUGCGCGUGCGAGAACCGCCGAGAGAGAAAAAAUGUCCGUACGACGUCGUCGUCGUUCAUGACCAGCAGCUGCCUCCUUUCUUUUGUCUCGUCGCCGCCGCCGCCGCCGCCGUCUCCGACCCUACCGCGCGCGCGUGUGCGGGAGAGCGAGUCCGUACGGAGUGGUAGUGCAGAGUAGUCGCCGUACUAGUGGUAUAGUACACCGUACACGGUACGUGCGUGUGUGCGAGAACGACAUCGUAGUCGUCGGUGAUUGCGUGUGUGUGUGUACAAGCGUUCGCUCGCCGUCGUCGACGUCGCUGCCGCCGCCGCCGCCGCCGUCGCCGCCGCCGCGUUCGCGUAUGCACACAUACGUUUCAUACGCACAUUAAUAAUACAAUUACACAUAUAUUAUGCACGCACGUACUCCAAAUAUUAUUAUUGCAUCUGUACUACGUUAAGUAUUUUAUAUUAUUCAUAAAUAAUCGUAAAAAUAAAUAGUAUUAUUGUCGAGAGUCGGAGCGCGCCGUGUUCGUUGUACGUGUGCGCGUGUGUGCGUGUACAUAUUAUAAUAUUAUAUACAUACAUGUGUGUGAUAUUGUGUACGUGUGCUCGCGCGGUGUCCGUAUGUGUUCGUCGUUGGUAUCGCGAGCGCGUAUAAAUAAUAUAUAAUUAAUAAUAAUAGUAAUAAUUUUUAUAAUAAUAAUAUUUUUAUAGUAAAUUUUAUUUUUGUUUCUUUUGUGUCUCGGUACUGCCGCUGUACACUCAUCUAGGCGUAUUGUGUAUUAAAUUCUUUAUUUCUUUCUUCUCCCCAUUUCGUUGUAAUACCGUAUAAUUAAUCGAUUUCGUUGUCUGGUUGUCCGCGACUCGUUUUAAAAAUUGUACGAAAAACGUCCUCAAAGAGAAUGCCUAGCGCAUCGUUCAGCGCGACCCGUUCGUAUACGCGGAGGACGAGAAGAAAAGGCACCAACCGGCUGCCCAUACCAUCCAGGACGUCGAAUUCCGGUGGUAUAGUAGAAGCUGGAGUAACAUGUGAACCAUUAGUUGCUGCAAGUGGUAGUUAUGCAACUCCUGGAGGCGCAAGUACUAGUACUAGCUUCCAACAUGUGCCACCUUACGAUUUACGUGGUCGAAAAUCACCUUUACACUUACACGAUGCUAGUACAGCUGGAUUUAAUGCUACAGCUCCAAUUCAUCCAACUGCCACACGCCCUACAUCUCCUACAGCAUCAGCUACUGCAUCGGUAUUGCAGUCGGCUGCUAUACCUCCUUUAUCUCAGCCUGCUCGUAAACGCCUUAGAAGAAACACCUCAUGUACAAUUACUAGUUCUGACAAUUCAAAUUCAGCCGCUCAUUACUUGCAAUGUGAACUGCCAGAUGAAGUCAUGUUGACCAUAUUCAGUUAUUUAUAUGAACAAGAUCUAUGUAGAAUAGCUCAAGUUUGUAAGCGAUUUCAAGCUAUAGCCAAUGAUAACAAUCUGUGGAAAAGAUUAUAUCAGAGUGUAUUUGAGUAUGACACACCACUGUUUCAUACAGAAAAUUGUCGUUUUGAUUUUAUUCCAUUUGAAGAAAGUGAACACCAUAAUCCAUGGAAAGAAAGUUUUAGGCAGCUAAAAAAACGAUGUUUACAUGUUAGACCACAUUAUAAUGGUACUGCUAAAGAUCCAGUUAGGCGGAUGCCACAUUUUGACACAAUUCAAGCAGCUUUAGAUCAUGCUGAUGAACAUCUAAAUGGUGGUGCAAAAAUAUUUUUACACCCAGGAACUUAUCGAGGUGAAUUUUUGGUAAUCGAUUCAGAUGUUACAUUAAUUGGAGCUGCUUCUGGUGUAGUUGCUGAUGCAGUGAUUCUUGAAAGAGAAACUGAAUCAACUGUAAUGUUUGUUGAGGGUGCCAAAAAUGCUUAUAUGGGGCACGUCACAUUGAAAUUUACUCCUAAUGUUACAUCUACAGUCCCACAUCACAAACAUUUUUGUUUAGAAGUUGGUGAAAAUUGUUCACCAACAAUUGAUCAUUGUAUUAUUAGAAGUUCGUCAGUUGUGGGAGCUGCUGUAUGUGUAAGUGGAGCUGGUGCAAACCCUAGGAUACACCAUUGUGAUGUUAGUGACUGUGAAAAUGUUGGUAUAUAUGUAACUGAUCAUGCUCAAGGAACAUUUGAAGAUAACGAAAUUUGCCGAAAUGCUUUAGCUGGUGUUUGGGUUAAAAACCAUGCUAAUCCUGUGAUGCGUCGCAAUCAUAUACAUCAUGGAAGAGAUGUGGGCAUUUUCACAUUUGAUAAUGGAUUGGGAUUUUUUGAAGCGAAUGAUAUACACAAUAACCGUAUUGCUGGUUUUGAGGUAAAAGCUGGAGCAAAUCCAUCUGUUGUUCAAUGUGAAAUUCAUCAUGGUCAGACUGGAGGAAUUUAUGUCCAUGAAAAUGGUCUUGGUCAGUUUAUUGAUAAUCGAAUUCAUAGUAAUAAUUUUGCUGGAGUAUGGAUCACUUCUAACAGCAAUCCAACUAUACGACGUAAUGAUAUUUAUAAUGGACAUCAAGGUGGAGUAUAUAUAUUUGGUGAAGGCAGAGGAUUGAUUGAACAUAACAAUAUAUAUGGUAAUGCAUUAGCUGGUAUUCAAAUUCGUACCAAUAGUGAUCCUAUUGUUAGGCAUAACAAAAUUCAUCAUGGUCAACAUGGUGGAAUAUAUGUACAUGAAAAAGGCGCAGGACUUGUUGAAGAAAAUGAGGUAUAUGCAAACACAUUAGCUGGUGUUUGGAUCACUACAGGUAGUACUCCAGUCUUGCGCCGAAACCGAAUACAUUCUGGUAAACAAGUGGGCGUAUAUUUCUAUGAUAAUGGACAUGGCAAACUUGAAGACAAUGACAUAUUUAAUCAUUUAUAUUCUGGUGUACAAAUAAGAACUGGCAGUAAUCCAAUAAUUAAAGGUAAUAAAAUUUGGGGUGGUCAGAAUGGUGGAGUUUUAGUCUAUAACGGUGGAUUAGGAGUAUUGGAACAAAACGAAAUAUUUGAUAAUGCAAUGGCUGGUGUUUGGAUUAAAACAGACUCUAAUCCUACACUAAAACGAAAUAAAAUCUAUGAUGGUAGAGAUGGAGGAAUUUGUAUAUUCAACGGUGGAAAAGGUAAUUUAGAAGAAAAUGAAAUAUUUAGAAAUGCUCAAGCUGGUGUUUUAAUAUCAACUCAAAGCCAUCCUACAUUGAGGCGUAAUAGGAUAUUUGAUGGUUUAGCUGCUGGUGUUGAAAUUACUAAUAAUGCAACAGCCACUUUAGAUAGUAAUCAAAUAUUUAAUAAUCGUUUUGGAGGACUCUGCUUAGCCAGUGGUGUACAACCUAUUGUUAGAUGCAAUAAAAUUUAUAGUAACCAAGAUGCUGUUGAAAAAGCAGUAUGCAAUGGUCAAUGUUUAUAUAAAAUAUCCUCUUACACGUCAUUCCCUAUGCAUGAUUUUUACCGUUGUCAGACUUGCAACACGACUGAUAGAAAUGCAAUUUGUGUUAAUUGUAUUAAAACGUGCCAUGCUGGACAUGAUGUCGAAUUCAUUAGGCAUGACAGAUUCUUUUGUGAUUGUGGAGCUGGUACAUUAAACAAUCAAUGUCAGUUACAAGGUGAGCCAACACAGGACACGGAUACACUGUAUGACUCAGCAGCACCUAUAGAAUCACAUACCCUAAUGGUUAAUUAAAAUAUAAAGAAAAUAUUUGAAGUAAUAAACAAUUAA